Sitophilus oryzae (rice weevil) is the source of this 1120-nucleotide messenger RNA. RefSeq lists its product as uncharacterized. The record is from RefSeq and is a predicted model, not a curated record. Bases 107 to 1051 code for a protein of 314 amino acids. The transcript is spliced from 5 exons. NCBI's taxonomy places the organism in Eukaryota, Metazoa, Arthropoda, Insecta, Coleoptera, Curculionidae.
UUGCGUUUCCAAGACGAUAACUAUUAAAUCGCGAAACUGACUGAAAGUAGUCACUCACGUCUUUACGUUCACUGAAACAAUUCGCCGCGAAAAACGGGAAAUACCGAUGGAGAUGUUGGACAAGCACAAGAAAACUGCGAGGAAACAAUUCGAAAUCUAUCUGCAGUAUAUCCGAAGGUACGCCAUUCUGAAAAUGGGCUGGGCCGUUCAAAGGGAGUACACGAGCGAGCUGAGCAACAUUUGGCACGAUAUGACAAUGAAACUUAACGACUGCGAAGGGCCGAUUAGGGAUACUUCACACUGGAAAAAAGUGUUUACCGAAUGGAAAUCUCACACUAGAAGGAAGUUGAAAUAUAAUAGAACUUUAAAUGAUAUUGAGAAAGAAUUGAUUGAUAUUACUGGUUUAACAGGGAUUCCAGAUAAGAGAAGAUCGAAAUUAGAUAGAUCCAAAAGGAACUCUGUCCAGGAAAACCAGAAGUCGGCAGAUAGAGAGAACGAUAGAAACGUUUCAAACACCAACAUAACCAUAAAGCAAGAGACUCCCGAUGGGUGGAGCGAUACAACAGGCACGAGCGUAAUAGAAGGCGAAGUAAUUGACAGUGGUAGCGACAAGGUUGAUCUGAAGACGGAGCAAAAAAUCGUUAGCGAGGAAAAGCGCGACGUAAAUAAAAAGCAAAUUGCCAAAAGAGAGAAUCAGAAUCACGUCGCCGUUGCCACCACCACCGAAAAGUGCCAGAGGGGGAGAAUCCGGAAAGUUGUUAUUGUGGAGCGACCGCACCAGCAGCAAUCGGAAAAAAAUCAGACGGUGCCGAUGUCUCCGAGGGAGUUCGAUCAGCAGAGAGUUGUUAUUACGACGGCGAUGAAUUCACCGCAUGGCUAUGCAAGUCCAAUUCCAUCCAGGAGAGAGGUGGGAAUUCAAGCAACCGAAACUAGUUCUGGCAAUUUCAAUGAAAGGAACUUGCUGAACAUUGCAAAACUCGAUAAUGCACUGAAUAAUUUAUCAAACGCCAUUAAUAGAUAUUGCGAUAUUGUUACAAGAUUACCCUUCUAAGGUUUGCUUCGUUUGUUAAUCCUGUUCUUGUACUUUAUUGUUAUUAAGUUAAUAAUUCAUUCAGUUUAC